This is a messenger RNA of Girardinichthys multiradiatus, 5111 nucleotides long. RefSeq names its product zinc finger protein OZF-like. The coding region runs from base 232 to 1290 and encodes 352 amino acids. The transcript is spliced from 9 exons. The record is from RefSeq and is a predicted model, not a curated record. NCBI's taxonomy places the organism in Eukaryota, Metazoa, Chordata, Actinopteri, Cyprinodontiformes, Goodeidae. Gene Ontology annotation, biological process: regulation of transcription by RNA polymerase II. Gene Ontology annotation, molecular function: RNA polymerase II cis-regulatory region sequence-specific DNA binding; DNA-binding transcription factor activity.
AUGAUAUGUGGUGAUCUGUAAGAGCCAAUUGGACCCGUUCAGAACCUUUAACAGAAAGCAGUGCGGGCGGAACACCGAGCUGGAACCGGACCUUGGACCUUAAAAUGUGAUAUAUGAAUUCCAGCUGCUACGGAGCCAGCAGCGUCCAGGAGCCGCUGAGGACACAGAGACAGAGGGACAGACAGGGAUCCCGCUCGAUUUGCCACAACAUUAUGUCUAUUAUUAAAGAAGAUGAUUCAUAAUUUUAUCCUCAACCAAAAAGAGAUUUCUGUUCUGGACCAGAGGGAAACAGAAUCUCCACAAACCAGAGGGACAGCAGAGGAACCAGAGCUUGAACAAGUAAAACAAGAAAAGUUUGGAUCAGAACCUAUGAAGAUAGAAGACCACAUGGUACUGAAGCAAGAGACAGAUACCUUAAUAGGAACAGUUUCUGGAUCUCUAGAUAUAAAAGAAGAACCAGAGGAACUUACACAUGUAAAAGAAGAGGAGUUUGGAUCAGAACCUAUGGAGAUUAUGAAGAAAGAAGACCACAUGGUUCUAAAGCAAGAGUCAUAUACCUUAAUUGGAACAGUUUCUGGAUCUACAGAUAUAGAACUAGAGGAACUAGAACUGAAACAAAUGAAGGAAGAUGCUCAUGAAUCAGAAUAUCAGCAGGUGGUAAAGAUUGAGGUUGAAGACAUCAGUCUGGAUGAAAACCAAGAUGCAAUGAAGCAGGAGACUGAUACAUUAAUAGGAAAAUAUUCAGGAUUUUAUGAAAUCAAAGAGGAACCAGUAGAACUAGAAGCUAACAAACUGAAGGAAGAGGAGCAUGGAGCAGGACCUCAGCAGACGGCAAAGAAAGAGGCUGAUGGCAGCAGUCAGGAUGAAAACCAGGAUGUACCGAGGCAGAAGACUGAUACCUUAAAAUUAAUGGCUUCCGAUGUUGAAACAGACAACCAACAGCCUGAACUUAAUAGAAACCAAAUCGUCUUUCAGAACUCUCCUAAAGCAGAGCAUCAUCAGGAAAUAAAGACCAGUGAAACCUCGGGAUCCAGCAGAGUUAAACGGCAACAGAAGAGAGCUCAGAAAACCAGAGGUCAAAGUAACAAUGUAGAGAAAGGGAAGAAGGACAAGGAGAUUCACAAAGGGAUGUCGGGAUACAGCUCAGGGCAGUGCAACACCCCACCAGGUGUUCCACAGCAGAGACCAAAUGAUAGAACAUCCACCAGUAUGAUCCAUUGCGUUCGGUAUCUAAUCAUGGUUGCAAUGAUGGAACCACACAGAUGGCCGGCGAAGACGUGCAGCUUUUGAAAGAACUUGCCAUCCAAAAGAUUACUUCAGUGCUCGCUGAAGAACUUGUGGUGGUGAAGGAUCUGUCCAGAGAUGUGCAGUUCAUCAAGAAAGAGUUGGCUGAGGGCAACAUGACACCAGGUGGUACCCAGGAACCAGCCACUGCAUCCCUUAUGCUCCCCUUCCAGCUGCCAAUCGCCAGUGAAUAAGAUGGAGUCAUUACUGAUGGAAGAAUCAGUCUGUCAAAAGAUGGUCAUUUUUAUCAAAUGUAGAUCAUUUCAGUGUUGUCUUAAUCGUUCUUCCUAUGGGAAAAUGUGUUUAACUCAAAUUCUAGUCUAAAAGUUCCAAAUGUGUCACAGAGCUUGUAGAUUUAUGAAACGUUUUGAAAUUGUCCAAUAUACCGUUUACAUAUUGACAUGAUCAAAAUUGGGAUCAGGAGAGUUAAUGUAGUUAAACAAAAUGACUGUCAUGAACAUGAAUGAACACCAAUAUCAGUGACUGGAUAAAGUACCAAACUAUUUGGUCGCUCUGUGUUCAUACAAUAAAUGAUGACAUGCUGUUCUUAACGCAGUGCCUUCAUUUUCUUCUCUCUGAGUGAGACUGCUCGCAUGGCUUUGGUAGGAGGCACCAAUUCAGAUAACCUGAUGAGAUGGAUGUUGGCAGCUGCUAUGACCAGCACCCUGGCCAGCCGGCUGAACUGGGCUGGAAAGAAAGACAUGCGUUGUUCAGAAAGCAAGAAGCCAUUCAAGGACACAACACUACAGCACUCCAUGUUUGUUGCUGCUGUUCAACAGUUUAACCCAAAGCUGACUGACAAGGACUACAGCAAAACUGUCAAGAAGUGGCUUUGUUAUGCGCCAGAGCGGGAGGGAGGCAUCCCAAGGAACCAAACCCAAGUCAAGCGAACCAGAGUCAAACUUAGGAUUAGUGCAACGGAGGACCCCGGAAUGCAGACAAGCAGGCAGCAUGACGACAUAUCUACCUGUGCAUCUGAUAAGAUCCAGGGUGGAACAACAGCUAGCGGGAGUAUUGGACUCAUUACUAUAUUUUGUACAUGAAAUUCUUCUGUUAUUUUUUUAAUGAUCCAUCUAAAACUUCUUGUCUCUUUUUUAACUUUUUCCCAGCAUGUCUUCAAGAUGUCUUGUGUUGGAUGAUCCAGGUUAUUACCUUGUAAAUUUACCCAGUAAUUUAUCGUUAAUUAAGUUCUCCUUACAUCUAACAGCAUUUCUCCCAUUUGUACUUCGAGUUGUUGGGGUUGUUUUAAAAGCUCCAGUACAAAGUCUUAAUGCUUAAUGUUGAAUAAUAUCUCAUUUUUCCAGAUGUGUCUUUGCUGCUGAACCAUAUAUAAUACUUCCAUAAUCUAUAUUUGAUCGGAUCAAUCCUGUGUAAAUUUGUUUUAACGCUUCCCUGUCUGCUCCCCAGUCACUGCCAGCCAAACAUCUCAUAAUAUUUAAUACUUUCUUACAUUUGUCAAUCUUUUUCUGAAUAUGUAUAUUCCAUAGAAUUUUCUCAUCAAACCAUAUUCCUAGAAACUUUAUUAUUUAACUUGUUCUAAUUCUUGAUUAUAUAAUUUUAUUUCCUCUCUUGUUUUUUUACCGUGUAAAUACCAUAACUUUUGUUUUCUUGACUGACAACUUGAAUCCCCAUUGAGAAGCUCACUCCUCUAUCCUUCUUAUCUCAGCCUGUAUUUUCUUUCCAGUUUACAUUUUUCCUCCUUUUCCAUAUGGCUCCAUCAUCUGCAAAAAGUGAACAUCCAAUUUCUUUCCAAUGUCUGCGAAUACAUCGUUUAUCAUUAUAGUGAACAAUAUUGGACUUGUAAUACUACCUUGAGGUGUUCCAUUUUCUACGACAUAUUUUGUUGAUAUUUCUUGAUCUAUUUUAACUUGAAGAGUUCAAUUUGUUAAAAAGUUUUGAAUCCAGUAAAACAUUUUCCCAGUAAUUUUCAUUUGAUUUAAUUUAAUCAAUAACCCUUCAACCCACAUCAUGUUAUAAGUUUUCUCUAUGUCAAAAAAUACAGCUACUACACUUUUUUUAUUAACUUGCGCUCUUCAGAUUUCAUGUUCUAAACAUAACGUUGGGUCAUUCAUAUUUCUCUCUUUUCAAAAACCACUUUGAACUUUAGUAAUGUACCUGUUCAUAUUCAAAUAAUAUGUUAAUCUAUUAUUAAUCGCGUUUUCCAUUAUUUUGCAAAUAUUAGACGUUAAAGCAAUGGGUCUAUAAUUUCCUGGUUUAGUUGUUGGUUCGAUGAUUGACUCCUUCCAGCUCUGAGGCAGCUCCUCCUCCUCCCAGACUUUAUUAUAAAGCUCUAAUAUGACGUCUUUAGAUGUUUCACUCAGAUGUUGUAUCAUUGUGGAUCAGAUGUGAUCUUUACCAGGUGCUGUUUUCUGUAUUUUUCUGAGUACAGAGUUUGGUUCAGCUUUUGUAAACGGUUCAUUCAUUAAGUUAUUUGUUUCUUCAGUAUUCUGUAGUAAAUCUUUGUAUUCCCUCCCUUUCCUUCCCUCAUCACUGAUGUUACUGGAACUAUGAAUUUUACCAAAUGUUUCAGCUAGUAUUUCAGCUUUUUCUUCAUCUUUUACUAUAGUAAUCUAUUUUUAAUAUUGGAUAUCCAUAUUCUUUCUCAAAACCAUUCAUUCUAUUAAUCAUUUUUCAUAUUCUGUUGAUUUUUGUUUCUCUUCCUAUUGUACUACAAAAGUUCCUCCAAUAUUCUAUUUUUGCAUUCCUAAUAAUUUUCCUUCUCUUUUCUUUUAUAUUCAAUGAAGUUCUGAAAUACUGGAUUUAUUUUAAGUGCUUUAAAUGCUUUAUUUCUUAACUUUAUUACUUCUCUACAUUCACUUGUCCACCAUGGUACCAUUCUCUUAUCGCACCGUCUUUCUCCUUUCUUUAUUGAAUUUUCUGCAGCUUCUAUAAUUGUUUUACAAACACUUUCAUUUAUAUUAUUUACAUCAACUGUCAUGUCUAUUUUUCCUAGAUUAUUUUCACUCAAAUAUUGAAAUUGAAUCCAGUCUGCCUUAUUAAAAUUCCAUUUAUUUAUUUUUAUAUUCUUCAUAUUUAAUGUUAAUCCUAUUCUGAUCUUAAUGAGAUAAUGAUCACUUCCUAUUGUUGUAUUUUUAUCAAUAUCCCACUCACAUAUACCAGCUAACGAAUUUGAUACCAAAGUUAAAUCAACGUGACUUGCGUAGAAAGUUCUAAACUCAACUCUCACACCAUAAGAGAGCAACAGGACCAGUGCUCAUGCACAUUAGUAUUAUUAUUGUUAUUAUUCAAACGUAUUAGAGUAUUUGUUUUGUGUUGACACGUUUUUCUGCUUUUGUUUACACUGACAUAAUAGGUAACAUUAAAUAUAGACGGUCAGAUAAUAUGACAGCUGAUAUCACAACUUGUUCUCAUGUCACUUAUAGUAAAAGACUAAAUAAUUCAGCCAAACUGUUUCUGAUGACGCUUUACCUCCUAAAAUAAAUAAAAGGUAACAUUUGACCACAAACAUCCUGAUUAUUAUUGAAAUAUACAUGGUCACAAUUGAUGGUUGAUUCACCAUCAAUUGUCGACCUGACCCAAAAAUCAACCUUUCUGACGUUAAUUCAACAUUAAAUUAACAUAAUUUGCUAUCUGGGAGAUGAUGAUGAGAAAUAUGAAGAAACCUGUUGUGCAGGACUUAAAAAUAAAGGGAUUAAUAUGUAGAAUCAUAGGGAACAGUUGAGGGAACCCUUAGAUUGAAAUGUUUAAAUUCCAGACAAUAUGCUUUAGCGAUAUUUAAUAUUUUUAAAAGGGGAUUUUACAUUUUAUUUAAAAUUUUGUUUCUGAGUAACAUCCGGAACAGCAGGUGGCGGUAAUGCGCCAUCAGG